UGCCACGAAGGCCGGGAAACACCCCGGGCCCCGGCAGGAACACCAAGAGCCGCCCGAGGGUUCUUGAAGCCGGCUCUGAACCCACGGCCCCAGACCGGGAGCCGCCCCCGGGCUCCGCCGCGCCCCGGCCCCGGGGCACCCCGCGGGAGGCCGGGCGGGCCCUGCCCGGUGCCUUCCCCUCACAGCGGCGGGGCCGGGGCGCGGGGGAGGCGGGCCGGCUCCUUCUCCCCGCAGCAGCCCGGGAGUAACGAAAGGAGUCGGGGCCGGGCAGAGCCUCCCCUUGGGCGUCCCUUGGUCCCCUCAGGCCGUGCCGGGCCGCCAUGCCGGGCCGUGCCGCCGCGCUGGUGCUGGCGCUGCUGGCCCUGCCCCGCCGCGCCGCCGCCGGCUGUGCCGCCCUCGGGCUGUGCUGCCCCGGCCGCGACCCGUCGUGUCUGGGCACCGGCUGGCGGCCCGACGGCUCCUACGGGCCCUGCUAUUGCGACCAGGCGUGCGAGCACACCCUCGACUGCUGCCACGACUAUGCCCAGGCCUGUCCAGUUAUCCCCUGUGUUGUAUCUCAGUGGAGCGUCUGGAGCGGCUGUGCAGAGCCUUGCAAGACAACAUACCGUGUUCGGAGGAGGCAUGUCAUCCAGGAGCCCAGGAACGGAGGAGAGGUAUGCCCUCCUCUGGAGGAGAGGGCUGGCUGCGUGGAGUACUGGACUCAGCAAGGAACAGAGUGCAAACAGUCCCUGAUCCCCGCAUUAAUAACAACAGGAGGGUUUGGAAAAGCAAGGAAAAAAAGAGCUGCAGAUGAUGGCAAUGAAAGAGUGGGAUACUGUGUUGAAUUCCAGCUUGUGGCCAUCACGCCGGCCUGCUUGCACAGUCACCACUCAUACACUCACUGGAUGCAAUAUCUCAGAGAGGGCCACACCGUCUGCGUGGAGUGUCAGCACCCAGCUUUAGACUCCAAGAGUCUACAUUGCUACGGGGAUGGCAGCGGAAGCAAAAAGAAUCAGCUGUUGCACUGGCAAGCAGUAGGGAACCCUCGAUGCAGGGGAACCUGGAAGAGAAUUCGCCAGCUGGACACUUGCUCCUGUCCUUCUGUUCACAGCUUCUUGUUCAUCUAACCCCUGACAAUCUCAGCAAGCAAGUGGUGUGACAGUUGUCUGGCACAAGCACGGAGCAGCCAGAGUAAUCACAGCCAAAACAAUGACUUCUCCUUGUCAGAGGCUAUGCUGCUUACAUUCAAGAGGUUGCUGUCUGCACUGGGUCAUCUCCGUUCAUGUGUACUCCUCAAUUUCCAAAGAAAUCAGGCUGGCAGUGAAGUGCUGACUUCUUUCUGUAUAUCCAUUCCUGUAGCCUCUUCUGCCUGAGAGAGGCAUUUCUGACCCUGCUGUCUUCUUUCCAAUUAACCCUCCCCAUCCUCACAUAAGAAAGCAGGCAAAGAAAGUCCACAUAAACCCAAGUUUAAUGAUUAUUUUCUAAAGUCCUGCUAAAAAAAAAUCAACAGCA
Oxyura jamaicensis (ruddy duck) is the source of this 1491-nucleotide messenger RNA. RefSeq names its product somatomedin-B and thrombospondin type-1 domain-containing protein-like. The transcript has 5 exons. NCBI's taxonomy places the organism in Eukaryota, Metazoa, Chordata, Aves, Anseriformes, Anatidae. The coding region runs from base 321 to 1106 and encodes 261 amino acids. The record is from RefSeq and is a predicted model, not a curated record.